Messenger RNA from Thunnus maccoyii (southern bluefin tuna), 1499 nucleotides. RefSeq names its product WD repeat domain 74 (gene wdr74). The transcript has 2 exons. Gene Ontology annotation, biological process: ribosomal large subunit biogenesis. Gene Ontology annotation, molecular function: protein binding. The record is from RefSeq and is a predicted model, not a curated record. Lineage: Eukaryota; Metazoa; Chordata; Actinopteri; Scombriformes; Scombridae. Gene Ontology annotation, cellular component: nucleolus; preribosome, large subunit precursor. The coding region runs from base 123 to 1265 and encodes 380 amino acids.
ACAAACAGCAGUGACGUGUCAGUGACGUCUCUAAUCUGCGACGCAUUCUCCAGAGAAGCACGUGUGUAGAAGCGGCUGAGCUCUAGUUUUGUACCCAGUUUUGGUGCCUCAGUAGCGGGGUGAUGGAGGACCGCAGCCGGCUGUGCUCCGUGUGGCUCGGGGCAGAGACCGGCAUCCUGAAGGGAGUCAGUCUGUCCCGGAAACAGGCUUUUAACUUCUGCAACACGCGCCACCUGAGCCGCGAGCAGGAGGUGCGGGCGCUGUGCUGGGGGGACCCGGCGGAGAGCGAGCUGCUGGUCGGGUCCCGGGACGGAACCGUGCGGACCUUCAGCACCGAGAAAGGCGUGUUCACCGAGGCCCGGCGCUGCGGGGACCCGGAGGAGGGUUGCUUCACCGGGCUGGCGACGUACGGAGCCACGCUUAUCACCUGCGGAGACUGCGGGACGCUGCGGGUGUGGCGCGAGGACAGCAGCGAGCCCGUCACAGAGCUACAAGCGGGGAAGAACGUGAGCAGAAUGCGACAGAACCCGGUGCACCGGAACCAGGUCGCCACCGGAGGGAAGGAGACCGGACUGAAGAUCUGGGACCUGGACAAACCCGAACAGCCUACGUUCACCGCAAAAAACCUGCGGGACGACUGGCUGGAUCUACGGCAGCCGCAGUGGGUCAGAGACAUGGCCUUCAUCCCGGACUCACAGAAGGUGGUCACCUGCACCGGAUACCACCAGGUCCACGUGUACGACCCGUCCACCCCGCAGCGGCGUCCCGUCAUGGAGGCUAAGUUCGGAGAGUACCCGCUCACCGCUCUGUCCCUGCCCGCCAGCGGCAACACGGUGGUGGUGGGAAACACUCACGGUCAGAUCGCCCUGCUGGACCUGAGGAAAGGUCUGGUGUGCGGCGCUCUGAAGGGGCUGGCGGGCGGCGUGCGGGCCCUGCAGUGCCACACCUCCCAGCCCGUGGUGGCGUCCUGCGGCCUGGACCGUUUCCUGUACAUCCACAGCCUGGAGGACCGCAAAGUGCAGCACAAAGUCUACCUCAAGUCCCGCCUCAACUGCCUGCUGCUCGCCAGCCGAGACCUGGAGGACGGAGGGACGGCGGCGACGGAUGCGGCGGCGUCUGAGGAGGUGAAGGAGGAGGAAGACGAGGUGUGGGACACCAUGGAGCAGGUGGAGGAGGCGGAGGAGAAGCCGAAAAGAAAAACAUCAGAGGAGGAAGAGGAGCCACAGAAGAAGAGCAAGAAGAAAAGGAAAAAGGGACAAGACUGAGGGGCGUUUGAGGUGUGAUCAGAGCGUGGGACAUUUGAGCACCGUCAGUGUUCAUCAGACUGAAACAUGAAAGAUAAGAGCUUCAUCUUGUCAGUGACGUACAGAACGAGGCCGAGGACUCAUUCAGCUGCUGAGAAUAAACUCACAUCUUUGUCUACAAAUGUAUUUUGACAGAUUUUCUAUGUUGUCAGCAGCCUGUGAGCUUUAUUAAAAGUACCUACAGUUGUCUUAUAA